Mucor mucedo is the source of this 3459-nucleotide messenger RNA. Its product is annotated as ATP-dependent protease La. Gene Ontology annotation, cellular component: mitochondrial matrix. The coding region runs from base 103 to 3342 and encodes 1079 amino acids. NCBI's taxonomy places the organism in Eukaryota, Fungi, Mucoromycota, Mucoromycetes, Mucorales, Mucoraceae. The record is from RefSeq and is a predicted model, not a curated record. Gene Ontology annotation, molecular function: single-stranded DNA binding; ATP-dependent peptidase activity; ATP hydrolysis activity. The transcript has 5 exons. Gene Ontology annotation, biological process: chaperone-mediated protein complex assembly; protein quality control for misfolded or incompletely synthesized proteins; protein catabolic process.
GCCUUGUUCAAAGUUUGUCUGGCUUUAAAGUGCGGAUACUUUACGCAGUUGCUUCUUCAACCUUCUUUUUAUUAUUAAUUUUUAUUUCCUCUAUUUUCAAAAAUGAGUCAUUCCUUCUUGAUUCAUGUUUCGAAAACCAUACCUCGUUCCAAGGUGAAUCAGGCAAUAUGGUCCCAACUGCAAUCGCCCAUGACAAACACCAAACCCUUAAAUUUACGUUCAUUCUCUUCCAGCCGUAGUCAAGCCAACGUAUCAAUUUGGGGAGGGGAGGGCAUUGCUCGCACUAUGCAAAACAGCCCAGUGUGCAUUGGCUUACAACCUAUUCGUAACGCUGCAGCUUUAAGACGCGCUGCUUCAUCGUAUAGUGCAGUUGAAAUGAAGGAACGCGAUCCCAAAGACAACCCUUCAGACCAAGCACCACCACCACCAGGAAAUAAUGGAAGUACUUCAGGAGGCGAAAGCGGAAACGGCAACAAUGGAAACGGUGGCGAUGGUAAAUCUAACAAAAACCCCAAUUGGGAGGCUGUUGAGAAUCAAUUGCAAAAACCCGUUGUCCCUGACGUAUAUCCACAAGUUUUGGCUUUGCCUAUUGCUGGAAGACCUUUGUUCCCUGGUUUCUACAAGGCAGUGGUCAUUAAAGAGCCCACAGUCACUGCAGCCAUUAAAGAGUUAAUGAAGCGUGGCCAACCUUAUGUCGGUGCAUUUUUAUUAAAAGAUGAAACUUUAGAUGUUGACACGAUUACGAAUAUCGAUCAAGUCCACCAAGUCGGUGUUUUUGCACAGAUCACUAGCGUGUUCCCUGCCUCUUCUGGAAAAGAGGAAACUGGAUUAACUGCCGUACUCUAUCCCCAUCGACGUAUUAAAAUUAACGAAUUGUUACCUAUUAAGGAUAAACAUCAUAUGGCUGCUAUUGAAGAGGUUACUUCUAAAGAAGCAGUAUCUGAACAUAGUGGAGAAAAGGUGAUCGAAAAGGCCGAAAAGAGUAUUGAAUCUGAAUUUCAACCUGAAAAGGCAGUUGUUCAAAAGUCUGAUGAAUUUAUGGCAGAUGAAGCAGCAGAGGCUAAACCCGAGUCACAAUAUGCAACAUCGUUUUUGGCAGAUGACUAUGCUGUUUCGCUUGUAAAUGUUGACAACUUUGUAGAACCCGAAUUUUCCAAAAAGAGUCCAUACAUCAGAGCUGUUACGUCUGAAAUUGUUUCUGUUUUUAAAGAGAUUGCGUCUUUGAACCCUCUGUUUAGAGACCAAAUUGCUAGUUUCAGUAUGGCACAGUCUGCUGGUAAUGUAUUUGACGAACCCUCUAAGCUUGCCGAUUUUGCUGCGGCUGUUUCUGCUGGUGAAGCAUCGGAACUUCAAGAGGUGUUGGAAACAUUGCCCGUCGAAGAAAGACUUCAGAAGUCUCUUGUUGUACUCAAAAAGGAACUCAUGAAUGCUCAAUUACAAAACAAGAUCUCCAAGGAUGUCGAAAGCAAAAUUGCGAAACGCCAACGUGAAUACUAUUUGAUGGAACAAUUAAAAGGUAUCAAAAAGGAACUUGGUUUGGAAAGUGACGGAAAGGAUAAGCUUGUAGAAGGGUUUAAGGAAAAGGCUGCUAAACUCGCAAUGCCUGUUGCCGUUAAGAAAGUUUUCGAUGAAGAAAUCACCAAACUUGCCCACCUUGAACCUGCUGCUUCUGAAUUCAAUGUCACUCGUAAUUAUCUUGACUGGAUUACUCAAAUUCCCUGGGGUCAGCGCUCUCGCGAAAAUUACAACAUCCGCCAUGCAACUACCGUUUUGGAUGAAGAUCACUACGGUCUUAAGGAUGUAAAAGAUAGAAUUUUGGAAUUCGUCGCUGUUGGUAAAUUGAGAGGAACAGUGGAAGGAAAAAUCCUCUGUCUUUCCGGCCCUCCCGGUGUAGGUAAAACUUCUAUUGGUAAGAGUAUCGCUCGUGCCCUGGAUCGCGAGUUUUUCCGUUUCUCUGUUGGUGGUUUGACCGACGUAGCUGAAAUUAAGGGCCAUCGUCGUACGUAUGUUGGUGCUAUGCCAGGAAAGGUCAUUCAAGCCUUGAAGAAAGUCCAGACUGAAAAUCCCUUGAUUUUGAUUGAUGAGAUCGAUAAGCUUGGUAGAGGUCAUCAAGGUGACCCUUCAUCUGCCCUUUUGGAGUUAUUAGAUCCCGAGCAAAACAGUAGUUUCUUGGAUCAUUAUAUGGAUGUUCCUGUUGAUUUAUCUAAAGUUUUGUUUGUUUGUACCGCCAAUGUUUUGGAUACGAUACCUGGUCCUCUCUUGGAUCGUAUGGAAGUCAUUCAACUGUCUGGUUAUAUUGCCGAGGAAAAGGCAGCUAUUGCUGAAAAAUACUUGGCCCCUACCGCAAAGAAGGCUGCUGGUCUUGAAAAUGUCAAUGUUAACUUAACUCCCGAAGCUAUUGAUUCAUUGAUCAAGAGUUAUUGUCGCGAAAGUGGUGUUCGUAAUUUGAAAAAACAUAUCGACAAGGUUUUUAGAAAGGCAGCUUAUAAGGUAGUACAGGAAAUCGGACAAGAUGAUAAGGAAUCAGAAGAAGUCAAGGAGGUUAAGGAAGAAAAAGAUGACAAAGCUCUUACUGAAGACUCUAAGCUCCAAGACGCUGAUCAAAAGCCCUUGUCUGUUUCUGGUGAUGUUUCCAUUAAUAUUGAUAGCUCCAACUUGAAGGAUUAUGUUGGUCCUCAAGUAUAUCAAACUGAGCGUCUUUAUGAACAAACACCUCCUGGUGUCGUAAUGGGUUUGGCUUGGACAAGCAUGGGUGGAACAUCCCUUUAUAUUGAAUCUGUUCUUGAAUCCUCUCUUGGACCUAAAUCCACACCUCAUCUUUCAAAGACUGGUCAACUUGGAGAUGUCAUGAAGGAAUCUACUAGUAUUGCUUAUACAUUUGCUAAAUCUUUAAUGGCAACCCAUUUCCCUAAAAACAAGUUUUUCGAUAAGGCUAAGGUUCAUUUGCAUUGUCCUGCAGGUGCCGUUCCUAAAGAUGGCCCAUCUGCCGGUGUCACUAUGACCACUGCUUUAGUUUCAUUAGCUCUCAAUAGACCAGUCAGUGCAAGCAUUGCCAUGACAGGUGAGUUGACUGUUACCGGUAAGGUUUUGAAGAUUGGUGGUUUGAAGGAAAAGACAAUUGCUGCCAAGCGAUCUAAGGUUGACACCAUCUUAUUCCCCAAGGAUAACCAAGCGGAUUGGGAUGAUUUGCCUGAAUACAUCAAGGAAGGUUUAACAGGUGUUCCCUGUGACACCUAUAAGGACGUCUAUGAUGUUGUUUUCGGAGAUGUCAAGAAGGAUGAAGCUGAGAACGUGUGGGGUGACCUUUUGACUGAAAAAGAAGAAGCCGCAAAGACCGCUUGAAGAAAGAAAGGAUUUCUCACAGAUUCAAAAAACCGUUUCAAUACAUGUAUAAAUAAAUAAAAAUAUAUAUUUUACUAAUAGCCACAAAGCAACGGUACAUGCAGUAUUGUGGAUAUU